Messenger RNA from Spirodela intermedia, 3866 nucleotides. The record is from the annotation of a GenBank genome assembly. Lineage: Eukaryota; Viridiplantae; Streptophyta; Magnoliopsida; Alismatales; Araceae.
AUGGGAAGUAUUAACAAAUCAUUCGCCCCCCUUCAGUUGCAUACCUCCUGGCAAAGGCCGACAUAAAAGCAUCUGAGGUUUUGGAGGAUUAAAAAUGGUUGGAUGAAUGUCACACGCAGAGGCAAGGCACAGAGAAUCAAUCUCCAGUUCCAGUUUCUUCAUUGGAUGAAUCACAGAAGAAAACCUAGAAGUAAAUACAUCCGAUGGCCACAAGUUUCUCACGAUCGAGAAUUGACUUUCUGCAGCAUCCCACUGAAUUUUUGGUACCGAUUCUUCAUUAAAUAAUAAAUGGAACAUUUCAUGCUAGGAAAUUCCAUGAAAUGAACUUUUAUAGAUGGGAAGAAUAUAAUUAGAGCAGUCAUAUGAUCGAUCCCAUGGUGACGGAUCCAGCAGGUUUGCGACUUUAGCGACGGAAGGAGGCAGCCUUAAAUUCUGGUAGUUUUUCAGCGAGCUGAAUGAUAAAGAAGGAAUCGAUUGAUUCAUCAUUCAUGAUUCCCAUGUUUGCGUUUCAUAAAGUGACAACAAAUAAUAAUCACAAAGUGCUAGAUGAUAUCUACCUGGGAAGAUCACAGCCGUGAGGCUUCCACCUCCACUUGAGGUAGGCAUUGUCCGGCCUGCCGUUCUCCUGGCAUGUGAAGGCAUCGUCAACGUAAGGGCAAGACCCCGGGCGGUACAGCGGGUACCUCCCCUCCUCGUCCUCCACCCAACUCCCAUGAAACAAAUCGCACUUACCCUCCCUCCCGAGAGUCUCCACAGGCUCACUCCCUCCACCCUCUUCUACCUCUUGAUUUUUCUCUUCCUUACUAACGAUCUGAAUUCUCGGCAGCGAAGAUUCAUUAUGCCCGUGCACUUCAGUUGGCGGCGACGGCAAUGAUCUAUCGCCAUCCGUCGAUGGAGUUUCUGGAGGGGAAUCUGCACCAUCGUACUGGAUCUCCGGAGCUUGGUUCAGGAUUGGAAGCGCCGGCGGCGGCGGCUGCUGCUGGGGUAGAGUACUCAAGAGGAAUUUAUCCGUGAAGGAAGAGACGGCUGGCUCCAGAGACCGCUUACUGAAGAGCAGAAUGCCGAGCAGGGAGAGCGAGAAUAGAACGCAGAACGACCCGGCCCUGGAAUCACGUUCACAGAGCAGCCGGGCGGCGCCGACAGCCAUUAGCGCCGCCGAUGAAGACGACGUCGGUGACACACAGAGAGCAUCCGCCCCCGCCCCCGCCCCCCCCCCCCCCUUCGAAGUUGUGAUCAGACGGCUCAUUUGCCAGACUAAUCCGCAUUAUUAAAUUAUAUUUUUAACGCACUUCUUCAUCGUAGUAAUAUUAAAAGUAAAUAUAACCUAAAUUUUAAAAGUAAAUAUUAAAAGUACUAUAUAUCCUAAAUUUGACCAUAAAUAAAUUGCGUACGCUCUAAAAAUUAAUAUUAUUAAAUUAAAUAAUUUGUAUAAAAUUUUGAUAAAUAAACCGUAUACUCUUAAUAAGAAAUAAUUAGUCUCAGCAGCAUAUUUUAAGAAAACAAUUAACCGAUCCGACUAUCCUAGAAGUAUACGUCAUUCGAGUGGGCAACACGCCACGUGUGACCCACCUCGACAUUCUGAUGUGCCACGUCAGUGAGUGAAAGACCAAUGGGUACCAGCCACGUGUCGCAUUGUCCCUUCCCCUGCCUUCUGAUCCACCCUCGACCUACAAAGACAGUCCUUUGGAUGGUAUUUUCCUUGGAAAACAGCUUCCUAGAUUCAUUAUUUCGUUAUCACGAUCGAUUUCUCCGACGACCCGCGCCGCCUUCGAGUUCCUCAGCGGGCGGCGCCGCCGCGGUGGUGCGCGGUGCGGUUGCACUCCGGCGGGAGACCCCCGGGGAAGCGCCGCCGGUCGGCGCAGUAGUCGUAGAUCAUGUAUCUCCGCCGCACCCAGCUCAUCCGCCUCCGGCUGGCGGCGUUCAGCGCCUGGUUCAUCCACGCUGCAGCCGUGCCGCCGCAUUGCGCCGCUGGCCGCGGCGGCCCCGGCGGGCAGCCCUCGCCGGAGAAGUUCCUGAACGAGGCCACAAACGGCGCCUUCGACCAGUCGGCCUUCACGAGCCCUCCCCGCGUGGCCCAGUCGUCGGCGUUCCACAGGCUCGAGUAGAGCCUCAUCGGCCGCUUCGUCGGGAAGGCUACUCUGGCUUUUGCCAAGUUCUUGAAGUCCCUGACGGGGACGCCGUCGACGGUGAAUCUGCGGCGGGAAGAAGAAGAAGCAGAAGAAGAAGAAGAUCGGAUGAAAAUCAAAACCAGGAGUAUAUUGAAGAACGGGGAUUGCGUCUUUCUCCUCGCGGAUGGUGACUUACAUGAUGCGGCGAGGGGUCCAGAGAAUGGAGUAGGUGUGGAAGUCUUUGCUGGGGUCGAACCAGAGGUGGAACUGCUGCUCUCGGUUCCCUUCCCCGUCCACGAAGACGUUGGUGUGGAGCGUGUACGGCUCCCCAGAAACGUUCCCCAGGAACUCGAAGUCGAUCUCGUCGUGGGCCGGCCCCGGCGACGACAGCUGCAAGACGGGUCCCCGGUAAGAGAGAGAAAGAAGGGGGGGAAGAGAGAGAGAGAGAGAGAAGGGGGUUAGGGUUCACGUAGAAGGUGGUGACGGUGCCGGCGGAGUUGCCGGGGACGAGCUUGAGCUGGAUGUCGAUCUUGGAGAAGAGAAACUCCUUCUUGGACUGGAAGCCGGAGCCGGAGGAGCGGUCCAGGGACAGGGUGAGGAGGCGGCCCUGGUCGAGGAUCUUGGCCCGGUCGGCACCCCAGGUGAGGUCAACGUCCUGGUAGAAGUUGCCGGCUUCGACGGCAAUCAGCAUGCAGGCUGUCGUCAGGGAGAUCACCACUGCUAAACGCAUGCUGUAGGAAGGGAGACAGAGAAAGAGAAAUGAAAAGCCCGACUCUCGGGGUUCUGUCAAUGGGGGUGUCUACUUGUAUGGAAUGAAACAGAAGGAAGAGAGAGAGAGAGGAGGUUGGCGGAGCGUCGGGCGAAUUGAAGAUGUGGGGAAGAGCCCGUGAAAAGAGGCGCGAGGGGCAGCAACAGCUGGGCUGCUGUUUUUUGAACAGAAUUUUAUUUUAUUUUGGAAAUAAAUAUCAAGGUGUCGUGGUGUAGUUGGUUAUCACGUCAGUCUAACACACUGAAGGUCUCCGGUUCAAGUCCGGGCGACGCCACAAAAUUCCACAUAUUCCUUUUUAUUUUUUCCCUUCUAGACAACAAAAAACUAUCAACUCACCUAGGACGGGAGCGUAAGUUGCUAAUAAUAUUUUUUUAAUAAAUAUUAUUUUAAAAAUAUCAGGUCUAUAGGCUCUCAUUUUCCCCGUUGACUUCUUACUGAGGGUACCAUCCGGUGGGCCAUCGGAUCACCUGACUUUGAAGAGACCUUAGUGGACUAGUCCCUGGGGCAACCGGGCCCACAAGUAGGCCCAUUUACUGUCAUCCAGUCCAAAGCAGCGCCGCCAUUGCCUCGGCGGCGAUUGUGCCACGUGGUCGUGGCUUUCCGCCGCCAGUUACUCGCGUACGGCCACCUCAUCAUUAUGUCGUCAUUCCUCAGCCGCCACCUCGGCGACAACAAGCCGGGCCGGGCCGCCCCACGGUCCGCUCCGUCUUCUGUUGGCCCGCCUAACGGCCCAUUGGUCAGACGGCUGAGUUGAACAGGUAUCUUCAACUCAGCCGAAGAGGUAUCUAAAUAAAAAAUAUUUAUCAUAAAAAUAAAGCGCGCCAGCUCCCUUUGCUCCUUCCUCCCCUGUUUCAGGCGCCUGAAACAGGGGACCUCUGUUUCCUGAGGUGGAGGUAAUUCCGCCCUCCGGGGGAACACAGGAAGAGAGAGAAGAUAGAGAUAGAGAGAGAGAGAGUGGGGUAAUGCAGAAGGGGGCCCGGGUGGGUUAG